This is a messenger RNA of Aspergillus aculeatus ATCC 16872, 1272 nucleotides long. RefSeq names its product alpha/beta fold hydrolase. Bases 162 to 1070 code for a protein of 302 amino acids. The record is from RefSeq and is a predicted model, not a curated record. The transcript is spliced from 3 exons. NCBI's taxonomy places the organism in Eukaryota, Fungi, Ascomycota, Eurotiomycetes, Eurotiales, Aspergillaceae.
AAGAAGUGACUACAUAAGGGCGGAGACUUUAAUUGACCAAGAAACGCCCGCAUUAACUCUUCCUCAAACUCUCCUGCCAUCAUUCUUUCCUACCUUUCCUUUUCUUAUCUACGUCCUUCCACAGAUUGCAUCAUUCCAUCAAUAACAUCCUUCUAAUCAUCAUGGCCGCUCAACAUACCAUCACGGUCCCCCACUUGGGUGGCAUCGAAGUCGGCUAUGCCCUGUCCAACAACAACACUUAUGACCCCUCCAAGCCGACCUGCGUGCUCAUCAACUCGAUGUGCAUGACCGCGUCGCUCUACCGCCCCCAGUUUGAGGAUGCCGAGUUGACCAGCACCACCAACCUGCUGGCCAUCGAGCCGCUUGGCCAUGGCGCCACCCGCUGUCUGGCGCCCGCCGCCGAACACUUCACCUACUGGGACUCGGCUAUCAUGGCCCUUCAAGUGAUGGAAAAAUUGGACAUCCAGAAGGCCUUUGCCCUGGGAACCAGCCAGGGAGGAUGGGUUGUAGCACGCAUGGCUCUUUUGGCACCAGAUAGGAUCCUUGGCAUCCUGCCCUUAGGUACUUCGAUGGACUACGAAUCGGCCGACUCCCGCAGCAAGGACUGCUGGGACCCCGUCACCCUGCUGACCCCAUUCCUGGAGAAAUGGACGAGCGAGACUCCCACCCCGGAUUUUGUGGUCGACGAUGUUUGGUGCGGGAUGGUCGCGGGGAUCGGCUUCGGGGCGUCGGGAACGCCCGAGACGACCGACUUCUGGGUGCAGACGCUGAAGCAGGUCUACACGGGGGAUGAGGGACGCAAGAAGGUGCGCAUGGCCUUGAUGUGCCUGUUGACGCGGGACGGGCUGCUUCUGCGGCUGAAGGAUGUGCGGUGCCCCGUGUAUUGGCUCCAGGGGACGGAGGAUUUCCCCUUCAAGACCACGGUUCCCGCAGAACAAAUCCAGCGGUUCUCCGCUAGUCAGGAGGCUAAAUUGCAGAUGGUGGAGGGAGGGGCCCAUUACCUGAAUGCUACGCAUCCGCGGGAGGUUAACGCGGCGAUCCGUGAGAUGGUCACUCGCUACGGUGCCUGAGCGGGCUGCAGGGGAAGCUACAAGAAAAUAAUGGAUCUUAGGCUACUACUGAAGGGGCGCAGAUAGAAUACGAAGAGUAGUACACUGUUAGUGUCAGGAGAGAGUUGGAAUAGUUCAGGAACGAAACGAACUGCAUGCCAAUCAGUGCCAAGUGGGCAGGACAACCCGACGCUGCUAAAUGAUUGACACAUCGGAUGGGGCG